AUGAAUCACUGUAUUGUGGAAUGGAAACAAGGUGCAACAAGUGGCCAAGUGGUUGCCGGUGGAAAUGGACAAGGAAGUGGAGAUCAUCAAUUGGAUAACCCAACAGAUGUGAUUAUCGACAAAGAGAGAGAUAGUCUCAUCAUAAGCGAUCGUUCGAAUAGAAGAGUGGUUCGAUGGCCUCGUCGAAAUGGGAUAAGUGGAGAAACAAUCAUCUCCAACAUCUUAUGUGUGGGUUUGACAAUGGACGAGAAUGGAUCUCUCUAUGUCACUGAUGUUGGAAGAUAUGAAGUGAGACGAUAUCGAAGAGGAGAAUCUCAAGGAAUAGUGGUUGCAGGUGGCAAUGGAUUUGGAAAUCGUCUUGAUCAACUCUCUUCCUCCUCAUACGUAUUCGUCGAUCGAGAUCAUUCAGUGUACAUAUCUGAUGAGGGAAAUCAUCGUGUGAUGAAAUGGAUGGAAGGUGGAAAACAAGGCAUUGUCGUGGCUGGUGGUCAAGGAUCUGGAAGUGGUCUUACACAAUUGUCAUAUCCUCGAGGAGUCGUUGUCGAUCAAUUGGGCACUGUCUAUGUGGCUGAUUGGAGGAAUGAUCGAAUCAUGCGUUGGCCUAAAGGAACCACACAAGGCAAUGUCAUUGUUGGUGGAAACGGUAGUGGAGAACAAUCGAACCAACUCAAUGGACCCUUCGGUUUGUCAUUCGAUCGACACGGCAAUCUUUAUGUCAUCGAUUGGGGAAAUCUUCGAGUUCAAAAAUUCAACAUCGAAUCCAAUAAAUAA
This is a messenger RNA of Rotaria sp. Silwood1, 771 nucleotides long. Lineage: Eukaryota; Metazoa; Rotifera; Eurotatoria; Philodinida; Philodinidae. The record is from the annotation of a GenBank genome assembly.